Molecule: messenger RNA, 831 nt
Organism: Penicillium expansum
Lineage: Eukaryota; Fungi; Ascomycota; Eurotiomycetes; Eurotiales; Aspergillaceae
Product: class I SAM-dependent methyltransferase
Exons: 1
Coding region: 1-831 (276 amino acids)
Molecular function (GO): S-adenosylmethionine-dependent methyltransferase activity
Source: RefSeq, a predicted model, not a curated record
AUGGCAAGCGAAACCGAAAACCUGAGAGCUAUUGCCCUUGACCCAAGUCACCCAACACCUACUGACGUUGGUGAAAUAUACGACGAAACCUCUGACAGUCUGACUGAUAUGUUGGGGGGAUAUAUCCAUGUCGGGUAUUGGGAGGACCCGAGUAAGCAAGAAACAGCUGAGGUAGUCGGCGACCGACUGACGCGCGAGGUUGGCGUCCGACUUUCUCCUGCCCAAGGAGAGCACAUCCUCGAUGUUGGCUGUGGGACAGGAAAGUCCACCGCACAACUAGCCGGCAUCUAUGAUGCUCAAGUGACCGGAAUCACCAUUAGCAAGCAGCAAGUCGAAGUUGCUCGCUCUCAGUACGGAAGAAAAAUGCCGGCUGGACAAGUCCACUUUCAGUUUGCCGACGCGAUGGAUCUGCCGUUUGGGGAUGCCUCUUUUGACGGUGCCUACGCCAUUGAAUCCCUGGUGCACAUGCUCGACAAACGCACUGCCCUCGCGCAGAUCGCUCAAGUCCUUCGUCCCGGCAGUCGACUGGUCAUUGCAGAUCUUGUUUCUGAUCAUCCGUGCCCCGAUUCACCGGUCUUGGCACGCUAUGCAGAAAUCUUUGAACCCCCCUUGGUCUCUGCUGAUGACCUCCAAAAUCUUCUACGCCAGGCCGGGUUUAAGGUCAUUGAUGUCACCGACAUACGAGAGAACAUCCGGCCUUCCUGCAAAUUGUUUGAAACAAAGGGUCUAUCCCUGGGGGGUGAACUGGGGCAAAAGCUUCUCGAAAUAGCAUCCAUUCUGGAGGAAAUGAACGAGCUCGGAUAUGCACUUAUCACUGCAGAGCGCCUCUAG